Messenger RNA from Oryzias melastigma (Indian medaka), 1353 nucleotides. Its product is annotated as transmembrane protein 42. The transcript has 3 exons. The record is from RefSeq and is a predicted model, not a curated record. Lineage: Eukaryota; Metazoa; Chordata; Actinopteri; Beloniformes; Adrianichthyidae. Bases 125 to 595 code for a protein of 156 amino acids.
AGUGCAGGUAAAGGUGCCUAUUCUGACAGUGAGCCAUGCAGACGGGCUCUGCAGCGGCGGCAGACAUGUAAGGCGGGAAAAAGAUCAAAGGCGGGCCGCAGGAGAAUGUGUCAUCCUCGCCAUCAUGUUCCCGGGAGUUUUCUAUGCACUGCUGGCGGGCUUCCUCGGAGCCGUGGCGUCGUCGUCGGCUAAGCUGUCCCUCGGAGCGGACUACCUGAAGGGGGUCUGUGAGAGCGGGCUCCGGACGUGGGGGGAGCAGCGGAAAUUCAGGCACGCGGAUGAAACCAGCGCGUGUGAUCGGCUCCACAUCCCCCUGAGGCUGCUGUGUGGUGGGCUGCUGUUCACCUGCAACGCCGUGAUGUGGACCUUCCUCGCCAAAGCGCUCAGGUACUCCUCCUCCUCCACCCGAACCACUGUGACCACCACUGCCUCCAACUUCAUAUCUUCCGCUUUCCUGGGCCAGCUGAUCUUCGGAGAAGCCCAGAUAAAGCUGUGGUGGGUCGGCAUCUCUCUGACCUUCUCUGGUUUGUUGGUCCUGCAGAGGGUUUCUCCUCAGGACGGACGGCGGGCCGCGGUCCACGCCAAGGACGAAUAACCCUCCGCCACAGGCUGUCAGCUCCUCUGAUUUCAGGCAGAACCAAAGACAUCCAAAAUGAAAACAUUAUUCAUCUUUUAUUCUGAAUAGCAAAAAAAAGAAUCUGCUGAAAAUGUCUUCCAGAAAGAAGAACGGUUCCGUUUUCAAAUCAGACGAAGUUUUCAGCCUGUCCUGUUAAAGCACAGUCCUGAGCCGGGUUCAGCCGCCAGCAUCGCAAAGAAGCAAAAAUAUCUGCAGAUUUACGUCACAAACGGCACAAAAACUCAUCGACUGAAACAAAGAUGUAGGCAGGAAUAAGGUAAUAGAAGGAAAUGCAGAAAAAAAUAAAACUUUCUGCACAUUUUAUAUCUGUCAGCAGGAGGUUAAAGUCCCACUCUGAUCAUCUUUUCACCCACUUUGAUUGAUUGAUCUGGUUUAUUUCAAGCAUAAAUUAUGCACAAUUAAAAAAAUAUUUCACACAGAUUUUUCAAACUCAUUACAGAAAUAAUGAGAUGCAUGUUUAGAAAAAGAAAGACUCAAUUAUGUCACAUUUGAUGAAUUAAAUACAUUACCUGAAGUUAAGUUUAGUAGUUUGAUUGCUUGAAAAAGAAACGUAUAGAGUCCCAUUCCUACUUUCAAAACCGUUCUCAGCCAAAAUUAACAAAUUAUGUUGUUUUCUAGGACAUAGUUUCUGCAGAGCGGCAGGGGUCCAUUAGAAAUUUCCCCUCAUUACUGAGAGCUCUCUGUUUACACUCCUGCUAGCUUACAGGUUCCAAUCU